CUUGUAGUACUACACCAUCAUUCUUAUCUCUCACUUCUUUUCUAUAUUUCCUUUUUUUUAUGUUCCUACAGUAACAACAGAAGCAGACUCUUUCUCCCACAUAGUAACAUUCAGUUUCUGUUAGUAGUUUUAGAAUCAAGUGUAAGGAAGGAAAAAAGGAUGGAUUAUAACUGGCGAGGGCAUAACGGUAAUUUCUGCCUCAACCAUGCAUGGGAGGACUACUUGAAGCUUGGAAAGAGGCAUUAUUUGGGGGACGUGUCUCCUCCGCCUCCGACGAAGAGAGGUAAGGCCGGCGGAGGAGGAGUGGCGGCGCGGUGCCAGGUGGAGGGGUGCGAGGCGCCUUUGGCGAAUGCCAAAGACUACCACAAGAGGCACAAGGUGUGCGAGAUGCACGCCAAGGCCCCCAAAGUCGUGCUUCUUGGAAUCGACCAACGCUUCUGCCAACAAUGCAGCAGGUUUCAUGCGAUGGCGGAGUUCGAUGAGGCGAAGAGGAGUUGCCGAAGGAGGCUGGCUGGCCACAAUGAGAGAAGAAGAAAGAGCUCGCAAGAGCAUACCUCUCUUGCUAGGAGACAAUAUCAAGAUGGUGGGUGCGGGCAGAUACCCACAUCCACACAUAGUCAACAACACUGGGUGUGUUCUCUCUCUUCUGUCACCGGCUAGGUACGCCUCGCGGAGUGCCUUGCCGGCACCAGAUCUCCCGGCGAUGUGCAGCGCCGCACUGUGCGAGCUCAUCGCCGAGAAUCGGGCCUGCAGGCAGCUCGAUGCCACCCAAGUUGGCAACGACUGCAAGACAGGGCCGGGAUGGGUCGCACCAGAACACCGGGCCCAUGUCACGUUGAAUCUCAUGCGUGGUCCGGACCCCGCUUUCGGGAUAAUUUCGGACCAUGGUCACCGGGCAGCGGAAGAUGGAGAUUGCUCUGACCUGUGGAAGCUGCCUUUGGGGUACUAAGAUGUGCAAUGUUUGUUUUUUUGAAAUCUCAUUUUUUGUUAUGAUUUUGUUGUUUGUAAAUGUUGGUUUAUUAAUGAAUUUUUGUUAUAUGAUUGGAUUUAUUA
Molecule: messenger RNA, 1053 nt
Organism: Salvia splendens (bonfire salvia)
Lineage: Eukaryota; Viridiplantae; Streptophyta; Magnoliopsida; Lamiales; Lamiaceae
Product: squamosa promoter-binding protein 1
Exons: 3
Coding region: 160-660 (166 amino acids)
Cellular component (GO): nucleus
Molecular function (GO): DNA binding
Source: RefSeq, a predicted model, not a curated record